This is a messenger RNA of Cariama cristata (Red-legged seriema), 1394 nucleotides long. RefSeq names its product type II inositol 3,4-bisphosphate 4-phosphatase-like. NCBI's taxonomy places the organism in Eukaryota, Metazoa, Chordata, Aves, Cariamiformes, Cariamidae. Gene Ontology annotation, cellular component: cytoplasm. The record is from RefSeq and is a predicted model, not a curated record. The transcript is spliced from 13 exons. Gene Ontology annotation, molecular function: phosphatidylinositol-3,4-bisphosphate 4-phosphatase activity. The annotation marks the transcript as partial.
GAAGUCUCUGAAGUGGUAAUCCUGGAGCGCUGCUGGAUUGUGGAGUUCAGGAGAAAAACAGAUGUUUCAAUAGUUCUCAAGUUCCAGAGCGGAGAACCAGAUCUUUACCUUGAAGCUGCAUCAAAGCCAGAUUGUGAAUCUUGGGCUGUGGCGCUGGGAGAGGCAAACUCAGAAGGUUUGCAGAAUAAAAUUCAGCAGCUCCGGAGGCUGAUCAUGGAAAUCAAAGAGGAGAGAUCAUCAGAUGAAGCACAGCAAUUUGUCCCUUCGUCCCAAGUAGACUGUCUAGGAGAGCCACAGUUCACGAGUAUUCGGAGAAUUGCCGAUGAGCCAAAGCUGGAGUUCAGUCUUGCAUGCAAGGAUCUAGUGGCUGCUACCCGUGAUCGGAAACUGAAUACAUUUAUACAAGUCUCGGUGGUACAUCCAGCAGAGCACAUUUUGACGAGGUAUUCAAGCACUGAAAUCGUGGAGGGUACAAGAGAUCCACUGUUUUUGACUGGUGUGACAUUCCCACCGGAAUACCCCAUCUAUGAGGAGACUAAAAUAAAACUGACUGUCUAUGAUGUCAAAGAUAAAUCUCAAGACACGGUCCGCACCAGUGUCCUACCUGAUCACAAGGAGCCAAGAGGAGAUGUUGGACGAAGCUUCCUGGGCUGUACAACUUUUCGAGUAGGAGACUUGGUAAAGUCAAAGGAGCAACAGUUGACCCUUACCCUCAGGACUUCGGAUGGUGGAAAGACAGUUGGUACCAUUGAAGUCAAUCUUGUGAAGAUGGGAGAGCUAGAGGAUGGGGAAACGGACCACAUCACAACAGACACCCAGGAUCAAAAGUGUGCUUUGGUUCGUGAAUGUACAACCACUGAAGGCAUAAGUGGUAAAGACAACUUGCCUUCAUUAAAUGCAGUGUUAAAAAACCUGAUCUGUAAGUUAUACAGAUUCCCUACUUCUGAUAACAAGUGGAUGCGGAUCCGAGAACAGAUGGCUGAGACCACCCUCUCUUUCCAUGUUCCUAAAGAACUGAUCAAUCUGCACAUAAAAGAGGAUAUGAGAAGGAAUCAGGAACUUAAAGACUUGGGAGAACUUGCUCCGCACUGGGACAAUAUGCGCAAAAGUGUUAUUGCUCACUGUGAUCAGAUGUUGAGCAUGUACCAGGAUACUCUUGCAGAACUUGGGAAGCAUACAGGUUCUUCCUUCAAAUCAAGCUGUAGCAAAGGAGAAAAAACAUUAGAAUUCAUCCCAAUUAAUCUUCAUUUGCAAAGAAUGCACGUGCAUAGUCCUCGAUUGAAAGGUAAAGUGUAUUCUGUGGAGAAAUUCCCCAGGUAUGACAAAUUUCAAGGACGAACAUUAGGUGAACAUGAAUUUCAGAUGAAACCUUACAACCACAAUAGAACUGAAAG